This is a messenger RNA of Arctia plantaginis, 1722 nucleotides long. Lineage: Eukaryota; Metazoa; Arthropoda; Insecta; Lepidoptera; Erebidae. The record is from the annotation of a GenBank genome assembly.
AUGGCUUUUUCUUUUGGCACUAAUACCAAUACUCAAGCAACCGCUUUUGGAGCCGCUGCAAAACCUACAUUUUCAUUUGGAAACUCGGCAACAAACACAUUUGGCACUACUACGACAUCCUCAGGUUUCGGAUCAUUUGGAGCAACAGCAACCAGCACUGGUGCACCGUUCGGUGCACUAGGAACAGCGCCUGCCUCUACAGCACCUUCGCUAUUUGGUGGAGCUGGUUUUGGAAGCACUCCAGCUAAGCCUACUAUAGGUUUUGGUGGAGGCACAUUUAGCACAAACACUUUUGGCACAGGAAACACAUUUGGAACAGGAGCCACAUCAUUUGGUACAGGAGCAACAACUUUUGGCAGUGCUGCACCAACAUUUGGAAGUAAUACACUUGGUACCAACACAUUUGGCACAGGCAAUACAUUUGGUGCAGGUAGCAACUUUGCAUCCACAUUUGGAAAGCCUGCUACUGGUUUUGGUGGUUUUGGUACAGGUCUUGGAACAACACCACAAUUUGGUCAACCUCAGCAACAGCAGCAGCAACAACCGCAGCAGCAAGGUCCGACGACAGCGCAUGAGGCACUCGUAGCAGCGGUCUUUAAUUGUUGUGUGUUUGGAGACGAACGAGACCAAGUACUUGCAAAAUGGAAUCUUAUUCAAGCGAAGUGGGGCACUGGCCAAGCGUACUACAGCCGCAAUGCACCUCCACUGGAGCUUAAUGAACAGAAUCCUUUGUGCAGAUUCAAAGCAGUGGGAUACUCUAGGCUCGGGGGACGCGACGAUAAAGAUGGUCACGUGGCUAUGAUGUUUAACAAGUCGGAACAAGAUAUAAAAAAUAAUCAGCAGCUUGUGCAGACGUCUUUGCACACAAUGUUGGGGAACAAACCAAAUUUGUCAGUCAACAUUGAUUCUGUUAAGGCAGUUUCAGAAAAUAAAAGCCAGGUUGUUAUAUAUGUAGUGGACAAGGGCGCCGGUAACUCGCACGUAUCCGCCGCCGAGUUGAGUGCCUUUCUCAACAGUGGUAGUGCGCGUUCAUCGCUCGCUAACGCUGGAUGCACUUCCGUGUCCCCUGUGACGCCCCCUACACCCCAAAUGUUAACUCAGUACCUGCAGACACCGCCACCCGGUAUGGAUAUGCGGCUAUGGAAACAAGCACAAGCCGAUAAUCCUGAUCCAGAAAACUAUAUUCCUGUUCCUAUGAUUGGAUUCUCAGAGAUCAAGUUCCGCAGCGGGUGCCAGGCGGAGCAGUCCCGCAUGCAGGCGCAGUGGCUGCGGCGCGCGGCCGGCGAGCUGGACGAGCUGCGCGCGCGCCGCGCCGCCGCCGGCGCCCGCCUCGCGCACCUCGCCUCGCGCCUGCACGCGCUGCGACACACUCUGCUGCAGGUGGUAUCUCGCCAAGAAGUAACGGGGCGCGUGGGCGCGGCGCUGAGCCCCGAGGAAGAGGCCGCGCGGGCGCGCCUGCACGAGCUCACCUCCCAACUCGCCGCACCACCGCUUUAUAAUGGUCGUCUGAACGAGUUAUUGUGUGCCGUGCGUCUGCAGCGUAGCGCAAGCGCAGGAGCGCCUCACGAACGCUAUCACCUUGACCCCGGUGCACAAGAAGACGUGAAGCAGUUCUUGUCGUUACAACAACGUGGUAUGGCUCAUCUUUUAGACACGGCUCGCAAGGAUCUCGCCGCCCUCAAUACCAUUGCGGAAGGUAUGGCUCGCCUUGUGCGAGCUUAG